Messenger RNA from Lotus japonicus, 1005 nucleotides. RefSeq lists its product as uncharacterized. The transcript has a single exon. NCBI's taxonomy places the organism in Eukaryota, Viridiplantae, Streptophyta, Magnoliopsida, Fabales, Fabaceae. The record is from RefSeq and is a predicted model, not a curated record. The coding region runs from base 112 to 1005 and encodes 297 amino acids.
UAUGAUUUGGAAAAUGUUGAUGAGUUUGGUUCUAGUGUCAAUAAUGUUAAGUUUGUAUCUAGUUUAUCACAAUUCUCUAAUUUAGUAUGUGUUAAUUUUCAGAACGUAGUUAUGGAUCGUAGUUGGAUGAGAGCUAAUCGAUUAAGUGAUGAGUUUGAUAAAGGAGUGGUAGAAUUUCUAGAAUUUGCUGAAAAGAAUCUUCCAAACAAUAAGGGGCUUUUUCCAUGUCCUUGUGUUUCUUGUGGGAACCGGGACCCAAAACUUACUAAGGCUGAAAUAAGGGACCAUCUAGCUUGGAAAGGGAUUUGUCAAAAUUAUACACGAUGGAUAUGGCAUGGUGAAGUAGUAACUCCAAGUGUAUCACAAAGAGAGAAAGUAUGUGUAGAUACGGAUGAUCGGCUGGAAGACAUGAUACAUGAUAUUGGAGAAGAAUCAUUCAAGAGAGCGCAUGUGUAUGAUACUUUAUGUAAAGACAAGGAAGAACCUUUGUACCCGGGAUGCACAAACUUUACACGGUUGUCAGCUGUGUUAAGAUUGUUUAAUUUGAAGGCGAAAAAUGGAUGGAGUGAUAAAAGUUUCACUGAUUUGCUUGGAUUGUUGAAAGAAAUGCUUCCAGAAGGUAACACAAUGCCGAAUCGUCAUUAUGAAGCCAAGAAAGUAUUGUGUCCGAUGGGCAUGGAGUAUGAAAAAAUACAUGCAUGCCCUAAUGAUUGCAUCUUAUACAGAAAAGAGUUUGAAAACUAUGAUCAUUGUCCGAAGUGCAAGGCCUCACGCUACAAAAAGAAAGAUGGUGAUUCCAAUGAUGAUGUGAGCACAAAGGGUCCUCCUGCAAAAGUGUUAUGGUACCUACCAAUAAUUUCAAGGUUCAAGAGAUUGUUCUCUAAUGCAAAUGACGCAAAGAACCUUAGAUGGCAUGCAGAAGAGAGAAUUGAUGAUGGAAAAAUUCGCCAUGUAGCUGAUUCUUUGCAAUGGAAGAAUAUUGAUGGGAAUUUUGCCAAAGAGUAG